UUUGAUAAGGUACCGAUGUCAUCGCAACCUGGCCUCCGUAUCGUCACCACAGCUCGCUAUUACAUUGAAGACCGGAGUUAGUUGGAUGUUCUUUUAGCAAGGAUUUAAACAAAUGUUGGGGAUAUACAAGACCAUAGCCGUCUUUCUCGGUACACUGUCGUCAUUGCAUGCUGCGAGGACAGGCAGAUGUGCCCAGGAAACCUUUUUUGCCGAGGGCUCAACCGCUAGUAAAUCAUCCCCCGGAUAUCCAGAGCCAUAUGGCCCCAACUUAACAUGUGGAUGGAAAAUGCACGCAUCGUCCCCAGACCGUCGACUUGGCGUUCAUUUUGUACAGUUUGCCUUGGAAGGGUCACAUAAUUGUCAAUAUGACAGCCUGUCCUUCUAUGAUGGGCCAGACAAAUCAAAUGGAUCCAAGUUUAAAUUUUGCGGCAGCGACGAAACCCCGAGCAGUUUCCUCAGCAGCAGAGAUAGCAUGUACAUGGAGUUUAUCUCAGAUUCUUCCGACAAUGCACAAGGAUUUAAAGUCAUGAUUAUUGAAGUUGAACAAUGCGGUGGCAGGUUAACCGCCACAUCGGUAAAACGGAACUUAUCUUCCCCGGGUUAUCCUUACGCCUACUUCAAUAACCUUAACUGCACGUGGAUCAUUACAGCGGAAAAUGAAACCGAUACGGUUGGACUGAAAAUGGUACAUUCGGAUAUUGAGAGACCUACCCCUCCAUCAGCUAUCUGCCGCUAUGAUGUCCUUCGUGUUUACAACGGAAACACGACUAAAGAUGAUCAAUACCUUGGGGAAUCCUGUUCAAAUCAGGCACCAAGUUACCAAAGUUCCAAGAAUUCACUGUCAGUCCGGUUUACCACUGAUGACGUCACAAAUAAGAACGGCUUCAGGAUGCAAUAUUUUGCCCGCAAAGUUGGUGACUGCAAUAAUACGUUUCUGGUUUAUUUCUCACCCUUGAUCAUUCUGUCACCUGGAUAUCCCGACUCGUAUGAAAGUAACUUGGAGUGCUUCAUAAAAGUGACCGAUGCAUCAUCGACAUUGACACACGACAUCAAACUGGACAUCGUCGACUCGGAUUUAGAGGGCGCCUACCCACACUGCGAUAAGGACUCUGUUACUCUUCAUCAAGGUUUCUAUCGAGGUGGGAACGAAAGCACCUUUUGUGGUGAUUCUUCAAUAACCUCCUUUGGACCGUACUACUUCGGAUUAUAUAUGAUAAUGGUGUUCAAGACAAACGGUGACACAAGUGGUCGGGGCUUCCGAAUUCGUGCUUCUCUUAGCUUACAGAAACCGGAACCACCCCAGUCAGGAGACUGUGGCUCUCUGUUCCUUAAUGCGACAACAAAUAGACAGCUCUUACAGUCCCCUGGAUACCCUGUCCGAUAUAAAAACAAUGAAGACUGUCGGUGGACAAUAACGGCAUCUAAUCACGGUAUGAUGGUGCGCAUUGACGUCACUGACUCGGAUGUAGGUUCCUAUGACGACGGUUACUAUGACUGCACAUACGGCUAUGUUACGGCUUACGACGGACCAUCGACCUUCAGUGACAUUAUAUCCAGUUGGUGCGGCCCAUCACGGCCGACUCUUCAGAGCACUGGACCAGCUAUGACAAUUCACUUCCACACAGAUUCAACAUCACUCAAGAGAGGAUUCAAGUUGGCAUAUUUUGAAACAAAUGAACCAUACAAUUGUGGUGGAACAUUGACUAUUUCUACCACUGACAAUACAACCUUGACAUCUCCUUUUUAUCCUGGACCAUACCCAAACCGCCAGGAUUGCAAGUGGAUCAUACAUGCUCCAGCACACACGACUAUUGAAGCCCAAAUCAGAGACUCAAUCGUUGAAGGCGUACUUCCCUGUCCUAACGAUUACCUUGAAGUAUACGAUGGCGUGAUGUCGAGUUCAUCAAGUGCCGGGAAGUACUGUGGCCAUGAUGACACUGACUACAUUAGUUCCGGUCCCAUCAUCACCGUAAGGUUUCACUCGGACUCAUCGACCAGAUACAAAGGUUUUCAAAUGCAUCUCAAGGCGGGACACUUUAGAGCUUCUGGGACAAAGGAGAUUUCAGAUUCCUACGGCAGCAUAUAUUCUCCAAAUUACCCAUUUAGUUACCCAAGUAAUGCCGAGGUGAGCUGGAAGAUUACCGUGAGUGAAGACUUCAAAGUUGAGAUCAACGUUAAAGAAUCAAGACUGGAAAGGUCAAAUGGCUGCAUUCGUGACUAUGUGGAGGCGUUUGAUGGGCCGGACUCUAAUGCCCCAUCACUUGGUCGCUUGUGUGGAAAGAAUACAUAUAUCCAAGAAAGUUCUGGUCCUGUUAUGUUCCUGAAAUUCAAGUCAGAUUCAUCUGGUGUUGAUGAUGGGUUCGAGAUGACGUAUUCGAGAGAAAUCAAUCAUAAAUCCAGUGGUUCUAAUAUCGGAGUCAUUAUUGGGGGCUCGAUUGGUGGCGCAUUUUUUUUGCUACUCGUGAUAAUUGUAAUCUGCAUAAACACCAAAAAACGCAGAGCAGCCACCGCCGUUCCCGUGCAGGUACAAGUAGUUCAAGUCCCUCUGGUCAACAACUCCGGUCAAGCACCGAUCACCAACGCACUGCCCCCAACAACCUUCACUGGACCCCCUACUGACACAACUCAGGGUCUUCCCCUACCUUCUUCAGGGUACGUCAAUGCAGAAGCAUUGCCCAAGAAAAUUUGAGUGAGUGAGUGAGUUAAUACCGCCUCCGUGGUGUAGUGGUUAGAGCGUCCGCCCGGAGAGCGGAAGGUCACGGGUUCGAUCCCCGACCGCGUCAUACCAAAA
Messenger RNA from Haliotis rubra (blacklip abalone), 2791 nucleotides. RefSeq names its product cubilin-like. The transcript has 20 exons. The coding region runs from base 113 to 2689 and encodes 858 amino acids. NCBI's taxonomy places the organism in Eukaryota, Metazoa, Mollusca, Gastropoda, Lepetellida, Haliotidae. The record is from RefSeq and is a predicted model, not a curated record.